AAACGUAGCGCGGAGGGUAUGGAUGGGCUGUGGGAACAAUGCGAGAGGUACGCCUCUCUCAAGCGUUGAGGCAUCGAGUCCAUUGAAACAUCUCUGUCUGCACCAUGAACAGCAUCAACAGCAUCUCGCAACAAAUUCUUGCCAAGCUCCCCCUGUAUAGAUUGAAAGAUCUCAUCAAGGCCAUUCGAGCUUGCAAAACCGCUGCAGACGAACGUGCCGUCAUCCAGCGUGAAUCCGCCAACAUCCGUACUGCUUUCAAAGAGGAAAACAGCGAAAGUCGACAUGCCAACGUUUCAAAGUUACUGUACAUUCAUAUGCUGGGCUAUCCUGCUCAUUUUGGUCAAAUGGAGUGCCUUAAGCUUGUAGCUGGCCCCAAAUUUGCUGAUAAGCGAUUGGGUUACUUGGGUAUCAUGCUUUUGAUUGACGAAAAGACCGAAGUCUUGACUUUGGUGACCAAUAGCUUGAAGAAUGAUAUGAACCACUCGAAUAUGUACAUUGUUGGCUUGGCUCUCUGUACAUUAGGUAAUAUAUCGUCGCCUGAAAUGGCACGCGAUUUGUGCGGAGAAGUGGAAAAGCUACUCGGUAGCUCCAACACUUACAUUCGGAAAAAGGCUGCUUUGUGUGCUCUUCGCAUCAUUCGACGAGUGCCUGACUUGCAGGAAAACUUUGUAUCCAAAGCCAAAUCGCUUUUGGCCGAUAAAAGCCAUGGUGUUCAAAUUGCUGGCAUUACCUUGAUAACAGAAAUGUGCCAACAAAGCUCAGAAACGCUUCAAAUCUUCAAGAAGGCUGUCCCACUGUUGGUUCGAAAUCUCAAAAACUUGAUCACGGCUGGGUUCUCGCCUGAACAUGAUGUGACCGGCCUCACCGACCCGUUCCUUCAAGUUAAGAUCCUCCGACUCAUGCGUAUUUUGGCCGCCAACGACCAAGAAGCAUCAGAUGCCAUGAACGAUGUUUUAGCACAAGUCGCCACCAACACCGAAAGCUCCAAAAAUGUCGGUAACUCUAUUCUCUACGAAACUGUGUUGACCAUCAUGGGCAUUCAAAGUGAAGCAGGUCUUAGAGUCCUUGCUGUCAACAUUCUCGGAAAGUUCUUAGGCAACCGAGAUAACAACAUUCGCUAUGUCGCUUUGGAGACCCUUAACAAAACUGUCAACAUCGAUACGCAAGCCGUUCAACGUCAUAGAAAUAUUAUUAUGGACUGUUUACGUGAUGGCGAUAUCUCUAUCCGUCGCCGUGCCUUGGAACUCAGUUUUGCUUUGAUUAAUGAGAGCAACGUCCGAGUCUUGACUCGUGAGUUGCUGGCUUUCCUUGAGGUUGCUGAUAGUGAGUUCAAGCAGAGCAUGACCAUCAAAAUAGCAUUGGCUGCUACCAAGUUUGCUCCCAACCGACGAUGGCACAUUGAUACCAUGCUUCGCGUUCUAAAGUUGGCUGGAAACUAUGUUCGAGAAGAAAACUUGGCUGGAUUCAUUCGCUUGGUUGCGCAAUCAUCUGAUUUGCAUCAAUAUACUGUACAAAAGUUGUACUCUGCUCUCAAGAGCGACAUUUCUCAAGAGGCCUUGGUAUUGGCUGGUGUGUGGGUCAUUGGCGAAUACGGUGAUGUAUUGGUGUCUGGAGGCAAUUUCGAAGAUGACGAUGUCAUGAAGGAGGUGUCGGAAGGAGAUAUACUCAACCUUUUCGAAUCUAUCUUGAACGGACCUUACGCUAACCAAGUCACUCGCGAGUACAUUGCUACAUCCUUGAUGAAACUCUCUGCUCGAUUCAACGAUACCACAGUCCUUCAUCGUAUUCAAGGCAUUCUUCAGAAAUUUACAUCUAGCAUGGAGGUAGAGAUUCAGCAGCGUGCUGUCGAGUAUACCAAUCUGUUUAGUUAUGACAACAUUCGACCAGCGGUGUUGGAGCGUAUGCCUGUUCCCGAAGAGCGACUCAUGAGCGAAACUACCGGUGGUCGUGGCACUCCCUCUUUGGAUGGCGGUCACUCCUCUAAGGCUGGACCAAGUGAUCAAGAUCUCCUGUUGGAUUUGAUGGGUGUUGGUACUGCGUCUGGAGGAGCAGCACAAGCUACGCCCGAGGCCUCACCAAUAUCCCCCUCCACGACUUCCAAAGCACCUCCGGCCGGUAACAACAUGGAUCUCUUGGCUGACAUUUUCGGUUCUGGAUCAGGAUCUCAACCUGCUCCUCAAUCCCCUCCCCCCUCCAUGGGUGGCGGCAGUCUGCUCGAUAUGCUUGGCCAAGACACGCCUACCUCACCCAAAGUACAACAACAACGUGCUACUUCGCCUACUGGUGGAUUGCAGAACAUGGCUUCUCUUGGCCAAGCCUUGCCUUCUGCCACGAAUGGCCGAGAUAACAGACACCAAGCAUUUGCUCAAGAUGGUUUGGUGAUCUAUCUCACGCCUUCUCGAGACCAGCAGAACCCAACGGUCAUCAAUAUCCAAAUCACCUUUGCUAACGAUGGUAGCCAAGGUACUAUCUCCGAUAUGCAGUUCCAGGCGGCCGUUCCAAAAACCCAGCGACUGCAAAUGGCACCUGCCAGUAGCAAUGUCAUUCAGCCUGGUAGUAGCGAGAAGCAGAUGAUGCGAGUUGCUAAUCCUCAGCAGACUCCCUUGAGAUUCCGUCUGCGAAUCGCUUACUUGCCUUCAUCCACUGGCCAAAAAGUAGAAAAAAUCUCAGAGUUUGGCCCUUUCCCUGAAAACGCUUACUGAGAUCCUCCCCAGUGGACCUUUACCAAAAAAAAAAUUGUCCCCUUUUCUUCUUAUUCCCAAUAAUCAUACACCAAUUCAUGGGUUAUUCAUUCC
Umbelopsis ramanniana AG is the source of this 2795-nucleotide messenger RNA. RefSeq lists its product as uncharacterized. Lineage: Eukaryota; Fungi; Mucoromycota; Umbelopsidomycetes; Umbelopsidales; Umbelopsidaceae. Gene Ontology annotation, biological process: Golgi to vacuole transport; intracellular protein transport; receptor-mediated endocytosis. The record is from RefSeq and is a predicted model, not a curated record. Gene Ontology annotation, cellular component: membrane coat; Golgi apparatus; AP-1 adaptor complex. Gene Ontology annotation, molecular function: clathrin-cargo adaptor activity. The coding region runs from base 105 to 2702 and encodes 865 amino acids. The transcript has 13 exons.